UGGACAGAAUCACACUGUGGACAACUCGCUAACGAUGACAUGUGAGGAAAAACACUUCGACUUCGAUGUAAUUGCUUCAGUACAACCUGGCCGAUAUGGGGCGAAGGUCCAUUACUCUUUCAUAAAUGAAUCGCCUGUCAGAAGACGGCACUUGGGAUACAUAAUUGUUAACGAAUCUGUUAUUGAGGAGUGCACUUUUGAUAGUCCAUUAGGACUCUGCCCGAACUGGAAAAAUGGCGAUGGAAAAACUGGCGAGAAGUGGAGGUUUUCAAUCCAAACAAACAGAACCGGUGAAAGAGGUAACUUCGCGUAUACCGGUGGCACUCAUAACUACGUCAUACUAGAAACACCCCCGAUUUCGGCUGGAGAGUCUGUCCCCUUAUGUUUGACAUUUAGCUUCUUGAUGCAGAGUAAAUCUGCUUCAAAUUUCAACGUGAGUUUAAAGUCGGUUCACGACGAAAGCGAAGUGCUUCUUUACAGUCUCAUUGGGUAUCAUGGCGACCACUGGUCAAGAGGUCAAGUGCCUUGGAAGGAAAGACAGACUUCCAAGCUGAUCUUCAAAGGCUUCUCUAACGGUGUUGAAGAAAUUGCUAUCGCCAUCGGCAAAGUUAAAAUAUCGACCAAUGACUGUGAGGUAUACCCAGUCUUCUCUUCUCCAGGCUUCAGUUGUAACAGCGACGAAUUUGAAUGCGAUAAUGGACAGUGUGUUGCAUCAUCUCUACGAUGUGAUGGAGACUUGGCGUGCACCGACAACUCAGAUGAACGAGAUUGUGCGUGCCUUUCCAGCGAACUCAAGUGUGGCAACGGCAAUUGUGUUCGUGUUAACAACUUAUGUGACGGGGUUCAACAUUGCCCUGACGGUUCCGACGAGGCAAACUGCGAGAAGACAUGUCCUGAGUUUCAGUGUGUUGCUGGAAACUGCAUCCCAUGGUACGCCACUUGUAAAACGGAUGACAACUCGUGCGCCGACAACUCGCAUCUUUCUUCAGUGUGUGGCUCAUCUAGCUGUCCCUUGAACAACCUAAAUUGCGUGGUACAUGAAGGAAAAACAAAGCGGCAGUGUUCUUCAUUUAGAGGCUACUGUGGCUUUGAAAAUGGUUUAUGUGGGUUAUCUAGUGAUAUCAGCAUGGAGUUCCAAUGGAGUUAUGGCUCAGGAAAAACCCCAUCACUCAACACUGGUCCCAGUAGUGAUCACACCACAUUCUCAAAAAAAGGUGUAUACAUUUUUAUUGAGGCUUCACAGCAGUCCCCGGGGGACCGAGCUCGACUCAUCAGCGACUGGUUGAUACCAAAAGAGCCUGCAUGUUUGCAGUUCUGGUAUCACAUGCACGGAAGACACAUUGGAACCUUAAACAUCCUCCUUAAGACAAAGCGGUCGGAGAUGACGGUUUGGCAGCAGGGAUCGAGGGAUCAUGGAGAUAGAUGGAUCUUUGCACAGACUACUAUUCAGAAUGACAGUCCAUACAAGUUCGUGAUCGAGGCCCAAGUUGGUAAUGGCCUUGAGGGGGACAUUGCAUUGGACGACCUAAGUGUAAUAGACGGCUCUUGCACCCAUAUAUCAAACCAAGUUAGUCCUGAUUGUGAUUUUAGUGAAGAUAUGUGUGGCUGGACUGGAGAUCCCGAAUGGAAGAUUCACAGUGCAGAGAAAUACUUGUUUCUUCAGAGUAGCAAAGAGUUAUACAGAAAGCUGAUGAGUCCAUUCAUUGAUUCUAUUCAAGUCAGAUGCAUUCGAUUCUGGUUUAAAAGUGAAGGAGAAUAUUUCAGGAGAUCCUUAAAGCUGCUGGUAAACGGUUCUGAUUCAAAUUCUUCGUCAACGCUUUGGUCUGUCGACGAAGAAACUCCAACUUGGACGUUUAUUCAACUUCCGUUACAAAGAGCAGGUAGUAAAUUCCAGGUCGUUUUUCUGGGGUCAAAACAGCAAAAUCAGGCGACCAUAAAGAUCGAUGACAUCUCGUUUUCUAACGAGAUUUGUAAUGAAACUGCACCUUCUGUUAAAUGUUCUAAUUAUUUAACCCUCAACACUGCCGAUAGACUGGUGAACUACUCGGCAACAGCGGACAAAUGUGAUGAUACUCUAGACUUCAACCGCUGGUACAGAAUUACUGGCGCAGCAGGAACUCAGCUCCCCGAGAAGCAGGUUCCUUUUCGACGUUGUGGAGCCAGAUAUCCUGGAUGGAUGGAAGGAGUUCACCCAACCGUUGAAGACGGCGUGGUAUCACGAAAUGUCUGUUUUGUCCUGGGUAGUACAAAGUGUCGAUGGCGGCUAAAAAUAAAAGUAAAAAACUGUGGCGAGUUUUUCGUUUACAAACUGGCUGCUCCUGUGUAUUGUGAUCAACGAUAUUGUGGAUAUGAUGGAAAAGGAGGAAAAGAGCAUCACCAACACGAUGAAUGGUGGAGCUGGAAAAAUGAAAUGCUGCAUUCCACUUGGGACCUCUUUACUGCUGAUAAGAUGAAACGCCUUGACGACGAUUUCAACCACGAUAGGAACAAUUCAGCCAAGAAAGCGAUAGAAAAACAAGAAAGCAUCGUCAUCAGCUUGCGAGUUGGAGACGAGAGUCACAUAGAUAUUAAGAACGACGCACCCUUGACUGCGAUGACAUUAUGCUUAUGGUUAGCUACCAAGUCCAGCCUGCAGUUAGAAUAUCGUGUUACCUCAGAUGAUGAGAAGGUUUUUGGAUUAAAUUUGACGAGCAAGAAUACCUUGGAGAUUACCUAUAUGGAAAAUACCACAAUAAGAAGUAAUUUGCCAGUUAAUUAUGGUCAGUGGUACCACUUGUGCGUCACGUGGACAUCAAGUUUACGGCAAUGGCAUGUAUACAAGGAUGGAAAAGCAGCAGGAGUUACGAUAAAAGCUGAACCUGUUACAACUAUGAGAGCAAUACCGGGCACUGGAAGAAUCUCAAUCAGCUUGAUGGAAACAAGUCACAACCCUGAAAUAUUUGCCAAGAUUAGCAACUUCAAUAUUUGGAGUUAUUCUAUGACGAAAGAUGAAAUAAUUCAUAUGUCAUAUGGGUGUAGUAAAGACGAGGGUGAUAUUUUAUCUUGGGUGGCUGUAAGAAAGAAGAUGAAGGAAAAAUUUCAGGAGGAGAAGUCCUCCAUAUGCAAUGAACAUAGCGGACCAACCCUUGUUAUGAGAGGCAAUCCUGUCGUCACUGGCGAGAAGACUGCAACAUUUGUAAGUCCAUGGCUGCCCAAGUCUGAAAAAGCGUUCGGCAAAUGUUUGAGAUUUAAGUACAAAAUGGUAGGUCGUGGGGUGAAGUCGCUUAAGAUUUAUCAAGAGACGCAAUAUGGAUUUGAAAGGCAGCCAAUCUGGGUCGACGGCAAAGGAGCUAGAUUUUCAAGCAGCCUUUGGCAUUACGGACAAACAUCAAUUAGUACAACUUCCAUUUUUCGGUUGAGUAUUGUCGGCGAGCUGGAUGGAAAGCCAGGUUACCUUGCCUUUGGAGGUAUUGUGAUGUCACAUGAGACGUACUGCUCGCCUCAACCGUCAACAGCUCAGAAAGCUUGCAGACAAACUCUAGCAAAAAGCUUCGGAUUUAUUGUAUCACCGCUAUAUCCCGGAUAUUACCCAAACAACGUGACAUGCAGUUGGCACGUGACCACUGAGGAGAAUCGCACCAUACGUCUCCAUUUUCAGUCAUUCGCGAUUGAGCCUCACCCCACGUGUGCUAAUGACUACGUAGAAGUUCGAGACGGUGGAAAUGACUGGUCACGAACUAUAGGGAAAUACUGUGGCCAUACAUACCCACAAGUGAUAGAAUCAUCUUCGAACACUUUAAAAAUAAUAUUCAGGGCAAAUGAAGCCGGCAUAAAUACAGGAUUCAAAGCGAACUACACUACUAAACCAGGAAAAAGAACCUUUUGCAUCGAAGGUUGUCCUCGAGGCUGCACUUGUGCGAGAUUACCCGGAAGUGACGUCAAGGUGCUGGUAAAGAGUGACUCUUUGGUUUCUUUACCAGGUCAUUAUCCAGAAACCACAGCAGUCGUGCUGUUUGGUGAAAACAGAAUAAGUCGGGUUAAUAUCAAAGAUUUUCCAAGACUCCAGUUCAUGGAAUACUUAGACCUCAGUAACAAUGUUAUACUCGACAUGGAAAAUUCCCCGUUUAAGAAACUCACCGCUUUAAAGACACUGAGACUGAAUGGGAACUUCCUUGAGCAAGUGACAAGAGAGAAUUUCAUAGGAUUGUCCAAACUUCACACACUGGAUAUGGGAUCAAACCUACUUCGUGAAAUUCGCCAAGGAGUAUUUCAAGAACUAAAAGAGUUGAAAGUUUUAGGUUUGCGUUCUAAUAAGAUUCACAAAAUUGAAGCUGAUGCAUUUCGAGGCCUGAAAAAUUUGACCUUUCUUUAUCUUCACGAUAAUGAAUUAACAAACAUUCGGCGAGAAACAUUCAGAGGACUUCACUCAUUACAGACACUUUUUCUCAAUGGAAACCCACUAUCAGAGUCAGAUUUUGAUCCUGACACCUUCGACGAGUUGACAAGCCUCAAAACAUUGAAACUCGAUCAAUUCAUCAUAUGUUGUUACGCAAUGAGUACAAUUCCAAACCUUAAAUGCCAGUCACCUGACAGAGCGUUCUCGACUUGUGAUGAUUUAAUGAAAAACGACGGACUGCGCAUGUGUAUUUGGAUCCUUGGAUUGCUUGCCUUCAUCGGCAACUUAUUAGUGAUCAUUUGGAGGAUUCGUGUUCGAGAUGACAACAAAGUUCAGUCUUUUGUACUCACUAACUUAGCCUGCGCAGACUUUUUGAUGGGUGUAUACCUAUUAAUCAUCGCCAUUAAAGAUCUUCAGUGGAAAGGCAAAUAUUUCAAACAUGACGUUGCAUGGAGAAAAGGAAACCUCUGCCAAUUCGCAGGCUCACUUUCAAUGCUUUCAAGUGAAGUGUCUGUUCUCAUGUUAUUAACUAUAACAAUAGACAGGCUUAUAAGUGUCGUAUUUGCCCUGAGACUGCAGUCCUUAUCAUUGAAAUCAGUGCGUAUUAUUUGUUCUUGUAUAUGGAUAAUUGGAAUCAUUAUAUCGUUUAUCCCCUGGACAGGAAUAUCCUAUUUCCAUGACAAAUUCCAUAGUUUUGGCUUCUUUGGAAGUUCAGCAGUUUGCCUGCCGCUUCAGUUCUCAGAGGAUAAACCUGCAGGAUGGGAAUAUGCUACGGCAUUUUUCAUCGUUUUGAAUUCCGUUGUGUUAUUGUGUAUUCUGACUGCUUAUGCCUUAAUAUUCUGGACUGCUUUGACUCUGAUUAACUCUUCCUCAGUAAAGCACCUGAAAGCUGAGUCAACCAGAGCCAGAAGACUUUUCUUCAUCGUUUUGACGGACUUUCUCUGCUGGAUGCCAGUUAUCAUUAUCGGUAUUCUAUCCUUAAGUGGAAAUUUUCAUGAUCCGAAACACGAAGCAAAAGUUUGGAUAGCAGUUUUUGUUCUGCCCGUCAACUCUGCCAUCAACCCAAUCCUAUACACCUUCUCCACUCUAGGAGUACGAAAAAAAUUAAGAUCUGCAUUCAAUAAGAGAUUUGGCGGAAAGUUCAGCUGCGGCAAUUGUUACCAAAGAGAGCCCACCGAAAGUUUAUCCAUGCAGGAUACAGUUGUCUCGGAGUAUCGCCACAUGGAAUCAGUUGAAAGUCCGCGGAGGAAGCUACAUAUACUGGAGAAAGCUACAGGAUUUUAUCAAGAUGAUGAUGUGUUCUAUCUCGUUGCUAAGGAAAUGACAAAAGGAAAUAAUUUCAAGGUGUUGCUGAAAUGCUUUAGCUGGAGAAAAAGGAGUACUUUUGAGAACGAACUUGAAGUGUAUAAAUGUUUACCUCAAAGCGCGGUCAGAAAUGACAUUCCUGCUCUUCAGUGGUACUCGGAAGCAAACGUUUUGGAAAUAUCUUGUGCGAAUGAAGAUGUUCCGCGACCCAAUGAGAAUAUGAGCUUGCUUUGUUACAAGUAUGUAAGCGGAAUCUCCCUCUCGAAUUUCAUGGAAAAGAACCGCACAUCCAUGUGUCUCACUCUGGUUUAUCAAUUUGCCCUUGACAUCAUCAAGACUUUGGAGUAUCUGCAUGAGAACGGGUUGAAUCAUAAUGGCAUUACACCUGCAAAUAUCUUGUUAACUGAGAAUCCGGGGAUCCCUCAGUGGCAAGCAAGGCUGAUGAACUUUGACCGUGCAUGCAAAGGACCAAGUCAUGCAAAUGACGUGAGGUCUUUUGGUGAUCUGCUCCAAGAAAUGUCUCAGCGAUGCAAUGAUGACAACCAACAGAUACAAGAAUUGUUAGACUCAUUUCCUAUUAGCGCAAGGGAAGCAAACGCAACCGCUGUCAUGGUUCGUCUACUACUGGAGAAAGCCUGGGGCGAGUUUUUCAUGGAAACAAGACUGUGAUCCAGAUUUUGAUCCUCCUUUGACAAUUUACUAAGGACGAGAUGAUAUUCAGUUCUUUUUCAUGGGUUUAAGUAUCUGAUAAAGUUUCUUCAUCACUU
Messenger RNA from Pocillopora verrucosa, 6447 nucleotides. RefSeq lists its product as uncharacterized. NCBI's taxonomy places the organism in Eukaryota, Metazoa, Cnidaria, Anthozoa, Scleractinia, Pocilloporidae. The record is from RefSeq and is a predicted model, not a curated record. Gene Ontology annotation, molecular function: G protein-coupled peptide receptor activity; protein binding; protein kinase activity. Gene Ontology annotation, cellular component: plasma membrane. Gene Ontology annotation, biological process: protein phosphorylation; activation of adenylate cyclase activity; hormone-mediated signaling pathway.